CUGGUAAACAGACAUGGAAGCACCUGGUGAAGACCUCCACAGAGGCUGAGCACCGCACUCGCUCUUUCUCGCCGUGUCCUGCCCCCUUCGCCCCUUGCAUCCAGUUGAUUUCAAUCGGCCUGGCGUUUGUUUACACAUACGGCAUCCAUAGGAUCGAUUUCUUCUUCAGUGUGUGCGGCAGCCAGUAAGAAUCCAAACUGAUGUGGAUCAGCUGAUUGAGUUACAAAUAAGUUUCUUUUGUCCUUGCCAAGCGGAAAGAAUGUCGGAAAGGGCCGAGGAUGACGUCAGGGGGGAGCAGCGCCGAGCAGCCAGGCAGCAGCUGAAGCAGCAGCAGCCGAGCCAGCGCGGAGAAGGCUCCACAGCAAUGGCGACUGUUGCGGAGCGGAGAUCCUUACCCAGUCCAGAAAUAAUGGUGGGACAGCCUUGGAGCAACUGGGUCGACGCCGCCAAACUCCACGGAAACGACGGUGCUGAAUUGGAGGAAAGUUUCAAAGACUUGGGGAAAAAUCGCGAAGCCAUGCGUUUGUGCAGAGAAGAUAUGCCGAUAUUUGGCCAGUAUCCAGCGCACGAUGACUUCUACCUGGUGAUGUGCAGCCACUGUAGUCAAGUAGUCAAGCCUCAAGCCUUCCAAGCACAUUACGAGAGAAGACAUAAUUCUGCCAUCAAGUCAGCAUCCACCUCGCCCUUCCUUUUGUCCGGAAGGAACAGGAGUAGUACUAGUAGCGGUGCUCUCGGAACUGGACUUGGCUCAGGGUCUCUCACCGGAGUGACGAGCGGAGGGAUUGUUAGCCGAACCGCCACCGCUGGAUCUAACUUCUCUUCCUCCGCGACAUCCUCCUCCUCUUCCUCCAAUCCCAAACUACUCAAACCAGCCAAAGACAAGGUGUCGGGCAUCCAGCGAAGGCUUCCCUUUCACCCAUUCAGGAUGCUGCAGCCGGACAAGAUCCUCACCCCGGCUGUCAAGGUGGAGAAGAUGCAUCUGAAUGUGGACUCGUCAGCUAAGCUGGUGCAGGUCCCCUCUGCUCCCGCCACCACCUCAUCCUCCUCUACAUCCUCCUCUAGCACCACUGUGAGCUCCAACAACAACAACACCACCACCUCCACCACCACCAUCACCACCUCCUCAUCCUCAGCCCUUAAACCAGGCCUUAACUGUCCCUCCAUACCAAAGCCUCCCUUACUAGCCCCGGGUCAGAUCCCCAACGGCAAAGGUCACCUGUCAGUCCUUUCGGACAAGAAGCAGGACAACAGCAACAGCAGCAGUGCCAGUAGCAGACGCCACCUUAACAAGAAAGUGACAGAGCGUGAGUUCAAUCCAGAUAUUCACUGUGGUGUUGUGGAUGUGACAGCUCGGAAAACCUGCACAAGAUCCCUAACAUGCAAGACACAUUCCUUGAGCCAGCGGAGGGCAGUGCCAGGGCGGAGGAAGCGCUUUGACACAUUACUGGCAGAGCACAAGUACAGAACAAAGGAGCGAGAGAGAGAACUCCACCAAACCCAUUCCCAACCACCUCCCCCUCUCAGGGACCCACACCCCUCCCUCCAUCUUGCCACUUCUUAUGAUGUCCAUCCGGUGGCUCAUGGCAACGGCCCUGCCCCAGACACCACUAAGAUUCUGCCAUCCAACAAACUCAAAUUUCACAGCCCUAGUCUUCCACGAUUGAACAACACGCACGGGCCUGGUACCCCAGCGGACCCCGCAAUAGUCCACGACUCACCACAUCAUCCCCAAAGUGCUCCUGACGGGCUCUCUCGAGCCUCCAGUGAUGAGGGAGAGAAUGAGGAGCGUGAGGAGAGCGCUGAAAAAAUGCACUGUCACUAUUCAGGUUAUCACCCUCGACCGGUAGCUUACUGUAAUUUUGGAAGUCGACUGUUUGGGAGAGGUUGUUACUCCUUUGACAGGCGAUGGGACAAAAUGCGAUGUGUCCUCUCUGCAAUGAUGGAUAAGCACGUCAACUCUCAAAUGUGGAAGAAAAUCCCUAUGGCCUUGGAGAACAGCUCUUCCUUUGCACCUAACCAUAGGACAAGCACAAAUUCCCCCAGUAGCACCCCAUCUUCAGGCUUCCUGGGCCCGCCUACGACCAUGCCCCAGACCCCGUAUAGCCAAUCGUUUGAGGGCAAGCCUGUGCUCUCCUAUGGGACCACCUUAAACGCCCGCAGCUCUCCACAGGGAGGGCCCGAGCACCCGGCCUACGGCACCACACAGGCCCGACAAGUGUCUUCGUCGCCGCAGAUGCCUUCAGCCCACUUGUCCUCAUCCACCUCCCCUUUAGCUCCUUCACUCGCCUCAGGCCGGGCGCUUAAGUCCCGUCCCUCCAGCGGCAGCAGCACGACCAAGUCAUUGUCCAUCCGGCCCAAGGAGAUCUCCACUGGUUCCUCCGCACCCAUCAUCCCCACUUCAGUUGGCGUGGGCAGUAACAGUAGCAGCACCAGCUUCAGCUCGGGAAAGAAGAGGAAGAACAGCUCUAUCCUCUCGUCGUCCCAUAGCUCCUCAGAACCUGCUAAUGCUAACUAUUCUCCCUCGUCCACUUUCAAGAAGAACUGUGCAAAUGUUGGCAGCUCAGGGAGCACCUACCACCACAGCUCACUAGGUUCCUCCUCCUCAUCGUUAUCUUCCUCCCACAGCGGCGUCCACAGUGUGGGCCUCAACUGUGGCCCCAGCGUGCGCACGAACUCUCUCAGCCUCAAGGCCGAGCUUUCCGCAGGGUCUGUUGGCGGCUCCUCGGGCCCGCCGGCGCGAGGCCCGGCUUCGGGGAGCCCCGCCGAGUCCAUCAAGCGUAUGAGUGUGGUGAUGAACAGCAGCGACUCCACCCUCUCUCUGGGGCCUUUCGUCGACCACCAGUCCUCGGCGGACCACCAUAGCGGCUUCAGCCACCAUUCCUCAGACGGGCGCCUGGAAGGCAAGAAACGCAAAAGCUCGCCUGCCUCCAGCGGUGUCAAUAGUGGUACUGGGGGAGGUGGGGGUCCCGCACCGGGUCGGCCCAAGGUGUCCAAGUCACCUGCCAUUAACAACAUCCACGGCAAGCACGGGCGGAACAUUCCAGGGACGCCGGGCCUACCCAACAACUCCCAUUUACAUCAGCCAAAGGCUCGUCCCUGACACUGGUGUCAGCCCGCAGAGUGUGUGGAUACGGCACGAUGACGGGGAAUAGUCCGCAGCAAUCCGCUCUGGACUGUUUGAGGCCUUCUAAAAUGAAAACCCACAUUACUCUCAGUUUCCCACAAUCCUCAGGUUGGAGAUGAUCUGGACUGCCCAGUGAGGUCAAAAGUCCGUACUCGUUCUCCCAAAGCCAUGUCUGUUAGAGGGGUGGUGGGGACAAGUGGUGCUCGGUGGGGACACGUCACGCGCAGAGCCCGCCACGGAGCUCCGCCAGCGUGGCGUUGUCCUCGUAUUACGGGUGGUCUUCCAGAAGGUCCCGGCGUGGGAGCAAAGCGAGCCAUGAGUCUCCAGGGUGCACUCGGGUUCCGGUUAAGGGCUGUUGUGAGCUCUGCGGCCGUAAUCCGUCAUGACACUGAGCAAGUGGGGAGACAACAAGCCCAUCUCUUCCUUGUGCGUGGGCCCUCGUGUGCAUGUGUGUGUGUGUCUGUGUCUGUGUGUGGCAAGCCAAUUGAGCAUUUAUUCAAUAUCGUCAUGCGCUGAGUUGUCGUUCUACUCGCGCGCCAUCAUGUUUUAAAAUGUGAUGUAUUUUUCCACUACUGUAUUUUGACAUUUAUGAACACAAUGGCUUUUACUGCAUGUUAUUAGUGAGGCAAAACCGGUGCAGCGAUUGGCAUCUGCUUGCAACGAGGGAUAUCAGUGACUAUAUUAUAUUUUAUUAUUUCAUAUCGAAAAGCUGAUGCCCAUCUUUGUUUUCACACCAGUAGAAAAACGUGUGUUUUUUUUAGUGUGGCAAAGCUUUUGGUGUGCAGAUGUCAAUGCAGUUUUGCACCGCGAGUAACUUGCAGUUUUACGAGGAGGAUUGUAUGACCACGGUCAACACAUUUUUAAUCAAAGAUUCAAGCAAACCUUUGCAAUUUUUUUUUGUACUGAAUCUCUAGUACAUCAGGUUUUAAUAAUAUAAUAAAGGUUAAAGGUAAUUUUAGCUCAAAAUUACUACACACGUCCUUAUUGCGCAACCUUGUGUAGGUCAAACUCAAAAACGAGUCAUGAAAACAUUUCCAAAACCACGUGCUAAGGAAAAAAGUGAAAUUGCUUUUAUUUUUUUCAAUUGGCAUUAAAAAAAAAAAUACAAUAAGGGACACUUUGUCUGUUGACCAGUGUUUAGAGCUUACUCGUACCCUGGCGAUUCAGCGCAACCCGUAUCGAAUAAAUGCUCUGACAGCUUUCUGUAUGUGUGAAAAAGACGAGUGAGUGUCGACAAUUGUUCUCAUGUCAGAUUCUGCUGGACUACUGGAAUUUACGACUCAAUUUCACCCCCUGCGCCUGAUCUCAGAAGCCUUGGAAAGGAGAGCAGGAGGGGCGGCAAACACGCUGGCUCCACCCCAACAGACAAACAAUCAUCUUGUUUUACGCUUUGUCAGUCGGACUCGGGCUCACUCGUUUUGGGGGCUCCGCGCGGUAGCUUGAGAAGGGCCGGUAGGGACGACCCUGUAAAUGUUUUUAUUUGAAUGCCCCCGCAGAAUUAUGCAAGUGUUAUCCUAUUCCAAUGUUUUCUUAUGAGCUUUUACACUGUACUACAAAGAGUCUUCGUAGAUGAGCUCGAGGAGGGCCUGCGCUUUCAGAUCUGAAACCCGAUGCGCCCCCUCGCUUGAUUUUCCUUUUCUUUUUACGAUGAAACAAAUUUGAACCGAAUUUCUGAAUCUUGUCAAUGUGCAGAAUGAUAGCCACAGUCGACCUGCUUCCCCAACUGUGAACAGCACUAAAACGACUUCACACCGCGCAGGCAAUGCUUAUUUGAUAACUAAGGUCACCUAAAGCUGCUACUCUUGUGUCUACGGCCAACUUGAAAGUCGGGCCGCUGAAGUGGUUGAAGGUGCAUUGCCUGCGUGGAUGUCAAGAAUCUGUGCCACAAUCUUUUCUCUGAAUUACUGUGGGAGAUCCACAACAGCCUGUGGAGCGAUGUGAAUUGUGUGGGUUUGUUUUUCUUCCCCGCAUGGGGGAAUCAGGUAUGGUACGUCUUAACUCGAGAAAACUUUAUGCACGUCAACUGUCUUCUGUGGGUGUUUUGUCCCUCAACCUUUGGAUAUUGAGUAGUGAUGCCUCGGCCGGUGUCGGGGUGAGAAGCCCCAUACCUUGAAUUCCUUGAGUCCAAAUGAAGUCUUGAAUCAGGCAAUAGUCCACAGUCUUGAGUGGGAUGUUUGCUGCUUUUGAGCAAGUUUCAAGGUGGUGUGAGAUUCAUGGAGAUGGCUUCACAGGACAUAUUUUGACAUUUGGCAGCACCCAGUUACUAUCUGGAAACCUCCACUGAUGUCAGUCAAGAGUGGAAAGUAGAUCUUUUUUUCUUUUUCUUUAGCUCCCCCCUAGCUUAUGAAGUCAAAGAGCUACUCCUAUUUGAAAAAAUAUUUUGUUAAGCAAUUGUACAUAAAUGAAAUGUGUAUUUUUGCACAGGCUUUUUUUGUACAUGCAGGAAUUUUUGGGUACCAUUUUGAAGAGUCGUUAUUUAUUUAGGAAGCCAGAGGAGAAGCCAGAAUUUGAUUAUUUAAAAGUGUUUCACUGCCAAGUCUAUCUAUAUAAUGCAAUACAUGGAUAUAUUCAGUAUGAAUCGAAGCCUCUCAUGAAUCAUGGACUGAGGGUCUCUUAAGGGACAAAGGUGAAGUGUUUUUCCACUGUAGCAUGUGUCUGUUUGACAGCGAAUACCUUUAUUCACUUUUUAAGGUCUCAAAUCACAUGUGCUUUUACAACACAUAUUUUGUUGCCUCUGAAUCAACACAAGUAAUGUACCCGUGUGGCCCAAUCAGCCUGCGACCGGGCUUUGUCACAAUGGACCCGCCAGUCAUACACUUGACCUUAAACCCAUUUCUUGGUUGUUGUUUUAGAAGGUCGAAGGAACUAAUCAUUGAAAUCGCUUGCAUCGUCAUUGCCAAACAAGUAAUUUGAAUCACAGCUUUUCAAAGAAAUAUCAAAUUAAGAAAGUGCCUGAAUUUGUUUCACCCUGACUGUUUUAGGACAGUGUUGUCGGGUUCUUUUAUUUACCUUACUUGAAUGUUCAGUGUUUUAAUCUGCCUAUGAACCCUAAAUGUGGUAAAAAAAAAAAACACACAAAAAAAAAAACCUGAGCUUGCCAGCUGCCCGGUAUCAAACAGUCGUAGUGUGCGUGCGUGUGUUCAGUGAGACUGACACCAACAUUUCCUGUCAUCAGUGUGUGUGCGUGCGCGUGUGGCAGAAGCCUCUGGCUUACUUGGCAAUGUACAUGACAACAUUCAAUCUGGUCCUUUGUUUACCUUUUAAACUCCACUGACAUCUCAACUAAAGUUUUAAGCAGGUGGAAAUAUGAGGAAUUUAUUCUUGUUUUUUUUAAUAGAACCAUAGACUUGGAAUGUGAAUGCAAGAGUACAGCUAAUGUCUGGGGGGGGUGAGACCGCCCUUCAUAUGACAAAAAGCCUGUAGAUUUCAAAUCAUUUACAGCUAGACUUUAUGUAUUGGCUGCUAUGUAAUUCAUGAACAAAACAUAAGUUAGGAGUAAUAUUUAAGGAAAGAAGAUUGUAUAGUAUAUUUGUUUUGUAACAAGUUCUGUAAAUAAAAUAAUUUAUACUAUUUAUA
Molecule: messenger RNA, 6700 nt
Organism: Syngnathus acus (greater pipefish)
Lineage: Eukaryota; Metazoa; Chordata; Actinopteri; Syngnathiformes; Syngnathidae
Product: ataxin-7
Exons: 13
Coding region: 260-3100 (946 amino acids)
Source: RefSeq, a predicted model, not a curated record